CCAAUGGCAGAGGGCGAGAGGGAUCUGAGGGAACAAUUGUUGAAGUUUAGCUGGACUUGUUUUGUUUUGGUUAGCCAUCGAGGCCGACGUCUUGUUAACAAUGCGACUGUUAAUGAACAGUUUAGUGGUAAAGAAAUAAUAGUCUGUAAUAUUUUCAGUAAUGGGGUCACUGAAGCUCGGACAAGAAAAUUCAGCGACGGCGGCCACAGUUGCGGAGGCCAGGUUGGUGUGCCAGGGAGUAAACAACCAGAGCUACAUCUGCGAGUCAGGUCACUGCUGUGGAGAGACGCAGUGCUGCAGCUACUACUAUGAGCUGUGGUGGUUCUGGUUGGUGUGGACUCUGAUCAUUAUCCUGACAUGUUGCUGUGUUUGUCAGCAUUGGCGCUCCAAGCAGCGCUUCCAGCAGCAGCGGCGUCAGAACGAGAUUAACCUCAUUGCUUACAGAGAGGCUCACAACAACUCUCAGCUGCCCCUCUAUCUGAGAUUCUUGCCCACUUACCUGCUGCCAGCAUAUGAAGAGGUAGUUGACCGUCCGGCCACGCCUCCUCCUCCCUACACCCCUCUUCAGUCAGCACCUCCACCCACGGACCCACCCGAAGAAUCCCCUUGCCUACACUCGGCGAUCUCUCUCACCAGCGAUGCUGACGUAGCACUCCCCGCUACUCCAGAAGUCACGCACAGCCACCUUCACAGUGCUUACAACCCCAACAAGGACUUGACGCCGGGCAGGUACCGGCGCUUCACAGGGGAUUCUGGGAUCGAAGUGUGCGAUGGCCAGGAACUGUGGGAUCAGCACAGCUUUUUAGAAAGAGAAGAAGAGACCGAGGAAGAGAGGAUGGGGCAGACGGAGGACCCAUGCGAUGGCUCAGGUCCCCAGACCUUUGAACACAGCCAUAUUAAUGAUGAAGCCAUUCAUGAAAACACAGACAGACACACAACUGUGGACACAGAGCCACAGUCUCUUAGGUAGUCCACAAUCAGGUCUUUAAUAUUUGCAGUCCUGAACAUAACUCUGCAGCAGUCACAGAUGCAAUAUUAUACCUUGGUCUGUUUCUACCUGUGUACGGUUGACUGUUUGUGACGGGCCUGCAUACAUUGACAUUGAAAGCUACAUUAUGCAAAGUCUGGUUGGAAGCAUGGAUAAAUGUUUUCCAUUUUCAUUUCCAUUUGGUGAUGAGCUGCCUGUUCUUUCACCUUUGCUCACACGGUUCUUUUACUUUGUUCUAUUGUUCUCACAGUACUUCAUGUAACCAAAGGGGCUGUUGCUCUGUCACUGGCUGUAGCAUUAGACGAGGAUCACUGCAGCGCUCGGCAAUCUGAUCAUAUAUAGAACCAAUCACAGUGUUAUUUUACAAUAACUUCCGGGUAGAAAACUGCUGCGUCAUGUAUAUACAAUUUAAUGACAGCAACAGGCGUUAUUUCAAAUUGAAACAUCUGCUACUCUUAAAUGGGAUCCCAGUUAGCUUCCACAAACCAGUCUUCCUGGAGUCCACACAAAAACAACAACAAUAAAAACAAACAAUUUAAAAUCACACAGUGUCAAUUAAACAAAAUCCAAAUAUAAAGUUCGACAUUCAUCAAAAUGUACGUUUUAUGCUUUUUUGAUAUCAUUAAGAACGCUUUCACUAACAUUAGGUUGGAGAACUAAUGCACUUGUUGGACCACAGAAAAUGAGGCUUGAGCUCACCCAAAGCUAAGCUGACGGACGGUGAGAUGUUGCUGUUGGGUAUAUUUGGUUUAUCAGAGCUGCUAGCAAAGCAGUGUAUAACAUAAGCACAGCAGUAUUUCAUCUUUAAACACUGAAAAUGAACAGGCUGGAAUCAACAAAUUUGCAGAUUUGACAUAUCUCUUUAAAUCAACUAGUUGUCUACCCAGAAGUGAGUGUGAGAGCAGCGUCACAGUGAUUGGUUUCACAGGACAUUUUACAUGUCAGCCCCCUCUUGUAGACAAACUAGGAGAAGGAGGAGACGUUGUUUCUAAAUCUCUUCAAGCAAUCCGUCGACAUUGUUGUACUUGCAUUUCUUGUUGGUUCUUGUGUAUAAGCUGAUAGUGAUAUAUCAGUGAUAAUCUAAAAUUGUCCAGCUGAUUGAGUGGUAGCUGGCUCUGUAAUGUCUCAGGUCUCCUUUUAUUUAAUACAAGGUGAAUCCAACCGGAGGCAGGCAUUAAAGUGUGUAACAUUUAGGAGGCUCUAUGGUCAGAAAUGAAAUAUAAUAUAGGUAUGUUUUCAUUAGAGUAUAAUCAGCUGACAAUAAGAAUCAUUGUGUUUUUGUUAUGUUAGAAUGAGACUUUUAUAUCUACAGACCUUGCAGUCUCCUAACACGGAGUCCACAAUGUUUUUCGCGUGUUUAACAGCCACCGUAGUUUACCCUUCAUGCUUUGAAGGGGAUGGUGAAGAUGGUCCUAAUUGCUACACACUGGUCCUUUUUAAGAAUAACUAUAUAGAAAUAUGCCAGUCUUCUCGCUGAUGGCCGAGUUUGUUUAUGUAGGUCAUGUAAAGGGCAUCAGUAUUAAACUGAGACUGUUUCAUAACCACUUAAACUGCUUGUAGUACAUUUAACCUGGUAAUUUCAGCUGUUUAACACUACUACAUGCUACGUUAGCUGUGAUUGCCUUGUCCAAACAAGCCCAGGUUCAAACUGAACAGCAUCUGAACUGCAGCCGAAGCACUCACAGGAAUGCCACACAUCUACAUACUGUACAUAGUAAUGCUGCACAUGAAGUUCUCUCACCGAUCUGUAAGCUCACCUGUCACCUUCACUGACAAACCUACACAACAACUCUGUAUUUGGACUCUGGUGUCUUCAGCUAUUUCCUGCUUUAUAUGAACUGAUGUGUUCAGUGUAUCCAACACACUUGGGCACAUUUUGAAUCUAAAAUUACACAACAUUUACAGCUGAUUGACAUGUACAGGACUAUGCAUGAGCGUUGCCAACAUAGGUGUGUGUGACUUGUUGCAGACUACUGCAGCUGAGCUGAUGACAGAGCCACAGCCCCAACAUAGCCACGUCUGUUUGUCCAUUAAAAGACGCAUAAUGUAGCUUUUAAGGAAGACUGUCAGGUAGGGUAGCCAAUCAAUUUAUCAGGUUUUCAUUUUCUCCUCUCUUAUUGAUGCAGACAGUUUUUACAUGCUUUCUCUGAAACUAUUUUAAAUCUGAUUAGUCUUUUAGGAAAAGAAAUGUGUGCAUACACCUUUUUUUAAAUGGCUGGACUGGGUAUGACAAACUACAGUAUCAUGAUCUGCCUUCAGUCAGCCAGUGUGCAAACCACCAGCUAGCAUCCAAUAAAGCAGAUUAGUUUGAUUUAA
Morone saxatilis (striped sea-bass) is the source of this 3304-nucleotide messenger RNA. It is a transcript of the gene wbp1la, whose product is annotated as WW domain binding protein 1-like a. The transcript is spliced from 4 exons. The coding region runs from base 161 to 970 and encodes 269 amino acids. The record is from RefSeq and is a predicted model, not a curated record. Lineage: Eukaryota; Metazoa; Chordata; Actinopteri; Moronidae.